AUGAAGUUUGGCCGGCUGUACCAGCUCGAGCUGGCCGGGACGCCCGACUGGCCGAGGCUGAGGUACAAGCAGCUAAAGAAAUUGAUCAAGAGCAGGCUCGCGUUCGGUGUAUUGGACGCAAGCUCAAUCCAGGCCCUAACCCGGCCCUCGAAGCCUAGGCUCGCGAGCCACGAGAUCACCUCCAUCUUCCAAACGGGCCACUUCAAGAAGAUCAUCCGCGAGGACCUGCAGUCGAUCAACGCGUUCUGGCUGCGGCAGGAGAAGGAGCUGCUCGAUCGGGAAAGAGCGACUGAGGAGCUGCCGUACCUCCGCCAGCAGCAAGAGGAGCAGGUGCACGCGUGCCUGCGGUGGCUAAUCCUCAACUACCUCGCGGUGCUCAAGAUAGCAAAGAAGCACGACAAGCAUUGCGCCACGAACCUCCAGAACGCAAUGGCCAAGGUCCUCCUCAUGCAGCCCUUUGUCGUCGCGAUGCGCGCCUCGCCCCUCUUCCACUCCGACGGCGGCGCGGACGCGUCGCAGCCCGGCGCGAGCGACGCGAACCCGAUCUCGUACGUCAUCCAGAAGCUGCUCGGCAUGGACCGAAAGUACUUCCCGGAGCGGCUGCAGCAGCACAUCGCUUCGCUCGAGGACUCGCAAGGCUCCCUCUCCGACCCGGAGAUCGACUCCCCGCCCACCGUCGGCCUCGACCCGCCCGACCCGCGGCUGCAACCGCCUCCCGGCGCGCCGAGGGCGGCUAAGUCGCCGCGAAAGGGCGCAAAGUCGCAAGAGGGCGAGAGCGCAGCAGGGCGGUCGCGCUCCGCUGCUCGCGCGCCCGCCGACGCCUCCUCUUGCUCGUGUGUAGGAGAGCACGGCUGGCCCAUCCCGGUGGCGGAGCGGGAGGAGGAGGACGGGUGGAUGCUCGUCUGCUAUCUGGUGCUCGUCGGGCUGGCGUGGUGCGUGUGGUACUCGCGCGACAGCAGGUAG
Emiliania huxleyi CCMP1516 is the source of this 963-nucleotide messenger RNA. RefSeq lists its product as hypothetical. The record is from RefSeq and is a predicted model, not a curated record. NCBI's taxonomy places the organism in Eukaryota, Haptophyta, Isochrysidales, Noelaerhabdaceae. Bases 1 to 963 code for a protein of 320 amino acids. Gene Ontology annotation, biological process: cellular response to phosphate starvation. The transcript is spliced from 5 exons.